This is a messenger RNA of Theobroma cacao (cacao), 618 nucleotides long. NCBI's taxonomy places the organism in Eukaryota, Viridiplantae, Streptophyta, Magnoliopsida, Malvales, Malvaceae. The record is from RefSeq and is a predicted model, not a curated record.
AUGCCAAGUUAUGUGAAGUUUUUGAAAGACAUAUUGACUAAAAAGAGGAAAUUGGAAGAUUUUGAGACAGUUGCACUUAUUGAGGAGUGCAAUGCUAUAAUCCAAAAUGAGCUUCCACCAAAGCUUAAGGAUCUAGGGAGUUUUUCUAUCCCUUGUGUUGGUGUUUCAUUUAUGCCUUUGACUACUACUAGGAAACUUCAACUUAAUAAGAUACAACCUACUAUAGUUUCUUUACAAUUAGCAGACAAAACAAUCAGGUACCUUGUUGGCAUUAUAGAGGACAUUUUGGUUAAAGUGGGGAAGCUGUACAUUCCAAUGGACUUCAUAAUGCUUGAAAUGGAAGACGAUAUUGAAAUUCUUUUUAUUUUGGGAAGACCAUUCUUAGCUAUAGUUGGAGUAAUCAUUGAUGUGAAGAAUGGCAAGAUAACUUUCAAAGUUGGAGAGGAGGAAGUUGAGUUUAAUGUUUUCAAUACAACUGAUCAUGCUUCCUUUACAAAUAAUUGCUAUAAAGUGGAUUUCGUUAAUGAAGACAAAGGUAAGCUUAUUCCAACACCUUUAAUGAUGCAAGCACCAACUCUUAAGUUAGAGCCACCACCACCAUAUCUUAGAAAUAAGUAG